AUGAAUAACAAAAAGAAGUAUGGCAGAGGUGGUGGCCCUUCUUAAGAAGGAUCCAAUUCUGAGCCUAAUCAGCAAAAAUCCUAAAUGAAAUGGGUUCCAAAAGGUUAGAAAUCUGAGGAACCAGCUAGUCAUGCUUAAGAUUAUUCAUAAGAUCAACAGGAUAGACCUUAGACUUAAUCUCAAAAAGCUAAGGUGAGUUAAUAAUCUGAGGCUCACUAAAAAUUAGAGGAUUAUUCUAAGAAAGACUAAUCCUUACAUGAUGAAAGUGGUAGCUUUUAUCCCAAUAGUGAUAGUAGAGGAAGAGGAGGCUACAGAGGUAGAGGUAGUAAUACUAGGGGAUCAGGAAGAGGUGGAAGAGGUAGAUAAUAUUACUAGGAUUAUCCAUCAGACUCACAAUUUCACCAAGAGAAAACUUAAAACGAUACUGAAUUAAGUUCUAAAAGCAGAGGCAGUCGAGGUGGCAGAGGAGGUAGAGGCAAUUAUUAAAAUCAUGAUUAGCAAAAUGAGCAACAAUAUGAUUAAAAUUCCAACUAUUAUGAAUAAAGAGGAAGGGGUAGAGGUAGUGGAAGAGGUGGCCAACACUCAUAAAAAGUAAGGGACAGUGACUACUUUGAAGCUAGAAAAGCUGAAAGAGAUCAAUUCGAAUCUUCGAGCCAAUCAAAUUUCAAUGAUGGAAACUCAAUUAGUGGUGAUUCAGAAAAAAUAUGGAGCAAAAAGAUGGAUUCCAAUAGUAGGUAAAAAGUGACUCAUCAUAAAAACCUUGGCUCAGCCUCACAAUAUUUGGCUUCAGCAGAUGUUGAUGAUACUAGAAACUAGUAUCUUCCUGAUAAGGAUGAAAAGAUUAAAAUCAUCAAUGAUAAAGAUAAGCUUGAGAAGGAUAGUUAGGAUAAAGCUUUAAUCAAGUAUAAUUAUGAGGGGUACUUGAAGCAAUUUGAAAAUUUGACAGAAUAAUGUGUUUAUUUUGUCGAAAGUCUUUCUAAAGGAACUUAAGAAUGUAUUAUUUGCCAAAAUCCCAUAUUCCAAAAGAGUGCCUUAUGGAAUUGCAAACAAUGCUGCUAGCCAUUCCAUCUUGGUUGUAUUAAAAGAUGGAUCAAGAAAUUAAAUAAUCAUGAUGAUGAAGAAGAAAAAAAAGGUCCUACUCAAUAACAUAGAAACAGGCCAGAUGAACAUCAAUAUUAUGACUCUGAAGAGGAGAAAAAUUAUGAGACUGAAGCACAAAAAGCUGCUAAGAAAUUAACAGCUUUCUUUAGUUGGACUUAUAUCUCUGCUUUUGCAGAAGGUACGAUGAACCUCCGUUUUCUCCAUUAAUUUUACCUCAUUCUUGUGGUGAAUAUUGUGAUAGGAAACGAAAUGAGAUUUGUACUCAUGGAAGAUGCAAUGUACUUUGCCAUCCAGGAAGCUGUCCUCCUUGUGCUAUUAAUGUUCCAAUAAGUUGUUAUUGUGCCAAAUAGCAGAAAAGAGUUGCUUGCUAUCUAUCUUAAAGAAGUCAAUAUUCUUGUGAAGAUUCAUGCGGAAGGCUUCUCAAUUGCAAAUUACAUAACUGUGAAGAAAAAUGUCAUGUGGGAUAAUGCUAAAAAUGUAAUAUUGAUAUUCAAUAGAAAUGUUUCUGUGGAAAAGAGGAAAGAACUGUAAAGUGCGGUAGUAAAAGAUUUUUAUGCCAGAAAAUAUGUGGAAAAACCCUAGACUGUGGAAAUCACGAAUGCCAAAGAGUCUGUCAUGAUGGAGCAUGCUAACCUUGCCAAAAAGUUCCAAGGAAAGUAAAGAACAACAUGUCUCGAUCCUAUUCCAACAUGCUCGUAAAAGUGUGACAAAUACUUGCCCUGUGGAAAACAUUAGUGCAGCUUGUAAUGUCACAAUGAUGAAUGCAUGAGAUGUGAGGAAUUGGUUGAGCAAAUAUGCUAAUGUGGUAAAGAUAAAAGAAAAGUACCAUGCUAUAAAGUAAAUUAUCCUGAGUAUCUCAAAUUACUUAAAAUGACAACAGAAGAAAUUGAGGAAAUAGAAAACUACAAGUGCAAGAAGAUCUGCAACUAAUUAAAAUCUUGUAAAAAACAUAAAUGCAAAGAAUAGUGUUGUCCAGUUAAAAAAGGUGUCUAUGAUCCAUUUGGUAGACAUCUCUGCUUAAAAACUUGCUCAAAAACACUUUAAUGUGGCAAGCAUCAAUGUAAUACUUUUUGUCAUCUUGGUCUUUGCAAGCCAUGUCGAUUUGUCUCAACAUAACCAUUAUAUUGUCCAUGUGGACUUACUAAAAUUGAUCCCCCAAUAAAAUGUGAAACAUCUCCUCCCACUUGUAAUGGCCCUUGUAAAAAGCUAUUGACCUGUGGUCAUCAAUGUAACUUAAAGUGCCAUCUAGGAAAUUGUCCUCCCUGCUUAGAAAUAGUAACCAAAGUAUGCAAUUGUGGAUCAGAAAUAAUGCCUAAUGUUUAUUGCAAUCAGCAAAAGCAUUCUUGCGGUAAGCAGUGUAAUAAAAUGUUGCCUUGUGCUCAUACCUGCCAAAAGGUAUGUCAUUUACCUGGAAAUUGCUUUUCGUCAGAAUUAGAUCUAAUGAACAAUGGCUGUGGAGAAAGAUGUGGAAAGCCAAGAAAACUUUGUAAACAUAGAUGCUUAGAAAACUGUCACCCUAUUUCUGAAUGCCCUGAAAAUCCAUGUGAAGCAGAAAUUCGUGUUUAUUGUAAGUGUGGAUAUAGAUAUGUAAACACAAUAUGCAAAUCAGUUCCAGAGAGAGAUCCAAUAGAAUGCAAUUCCGAAUGUUGGAAGCACCAAAGGGAAAAGAAGCUUGCAAUAGCCUUCGGCUCAUCUAAGGACUAUGAAGCUAAUAAGGAUAAUGUAAAUCUUGAAUAUUAUCCAGAGGAAAUAUUAGAAAUUGCUGCUAAGUAUCCCAAAUUUGUGAAAAAAUGUGAAUCAUAGCUGACAGACAUUGUUCUAGAGAAAACUACAAGAAGCUUCAGUGGCCUAGGAAGUGAAAAAAAGAGUUUCCUCUCUUGCAUGGUCUUUGAGCAUUUCAAACUUGAUAUGUGUACUUACGGAGGUAAAAAUAUGAAAACCGUGACUGAUGUAUUUUGGAAGGAUGGUAGCAAAGUUCCAGAACUUUUAGUCUCAGAAGUAUUGAAUUUGAUCCAAAGAGGCAUCAUGUCUGCGAAUAAUGAUGAUAAUAGAAACUAAAUCUUUGAAGCUACUCUUUAUAUAUUCAAUGUUCAGAAAGGUACCUCGAUAGAUGAUUUGAAGAAAUUCUUAGUCAACUUUAAGAAUGAGAUGUAUACUCAGAAGGGAAAGUUAUAAGGGUCCUACUACAUACACUUCUACAGGAAAAUGAGAGCUAAGGAUGCUUUGACAUUCAUCAAGAACACUCCAAAUUAAUUCACUAAUGUCGAACUCAUUCUUCACAAGAAAGAAAUCGGCACUAAUUCUGACACACCAAUCUAGGAACAAGCAGCUGAGAAAAAGAAGCAAACUAGAGAACAGAAUGUUUUAGAUGAUGACGGAUUCACAGUGAUUAAGAGAAAAUGA
Stylonychia lemnae is the source of this 3504-nucleotide messenger RNA. The record is from the annotation of a GenBank genome assembly. NCBI's taxonomy places the organism in Eukaryota, Ciliophora, Spirotrichea, Sporadotrichida, Oxytrichidae.